AUGUUAAAAGCUUCUCCAUUAAUGAAAUCCAAAUCAACAGAUUUAAUGGAAUCAGGAUCAGGAGCAGGAUCUUCUGGAUCUAAAGUGGGGGAAGUGGAUACACCAGACAAAUCAAUACCCACUAAUAAUACCAAUAGUAAUAUUGACCCUAUUACUACUAUCACUCCCAAUACCACCACAAAUACUACCUUGAAUUCUGGAAAUGGCUUUAGCUUUACCAAACAAGAACAAGACAAUGUUUAUAAGCAAGGUUCUCGUUUGUCGAUAUCACCAUUUCUCUUUGCACAGAACAGACAGGAUCUGUUGGGAAGUAUAUUGAAUACCUUCACAGAUACAAAUACUGCUCCGAUUACUGCUGGCUCAGCUUCAAAAAUGGAUCCGCCUAGAAAACUGUUUGACGGAAACUAUCCUUAUGCUCGUAAUUCUAUCUCCAAUUACCUAUAUUAUGAUAACGGAAACUCCAGAGGUUCUAUAUUUUUACCUCCAAUAAGUCAACCGGCCGGCUCCGGAAACACGAGUGGCAUUGCUGGCAAUGCAAAUGGCUCAAACCCAGUUAAUUCUAGAUCCAAUUCGAUCUUUAGUUCAUUAAUUCAAAUACCCGGUUCAGCGUCUGGCUCUAUAAGUGGUGCAAGUUCCGCAGUGAAUACUGCUGCGAGUAAGUCCUCGACUUCUGGAUCUACAAUUUCUCAGCAAAAACCAUUGCCCAUUCAUGAAAAUCCAAAUCAACAACAACUUGGAACUCCAGGACAACCUCCUAUAGAUGUUUCUUUGGAAGACUUGGAAUAUCUUUUGAACAAUCGAGAAAGUUUAUCAGGACUAUUUUCUUUCCAGUCCCCGGAUAGAUCGAACUCUAUGGACGGUUCAUUUUGGGAUAACAUACAACUACCACAGCAGCAGCCACAAUCACAAUCAAAUCAUCCUCAUCAACAAGCUCAAAACCAGCAAAAUCCAAUUCAACAGCAGUUCAAUCAACAACAGAGUUCCAACAGUGCUAGACCUUCCUCAGGUUCUUCUUUGGGGGAUAUACUUGCCUUUUUGACUCAAGGAGGUGUCGAUUAUAAUGGUAUGACAGAAGAACAGAGAAGAGACCUGAUUUUAAGAAUCAUGAAUGAUCCAGCCAUUAGAAAAUCAAUCUCAAUUGCCAAGCAGAUGCAACAAGGUUCUAACAACAUGUCAGGUUUAGGAGGUCAAUUCAAUCAACAACAAUAUGUUCCACAGCAGCAGAUUGUGUUAAAUAAUCCCUCUAAUCAGCAGGUGCCUCAAGUGGCAGCGAAAUUAAGGGAAGAUAUUUUUAAAAGUGACAAGCUGUCUCCAGGGAGUCGUAUGAGUGGGAGAUUUGAUGCUGGAAAAUCUUUAGAACAAGAACGAUAUUCACCAACUUCUUCUUUGUCAUCGAAAUCUGCAGGUGGACCGGGAGCUGCACUUCAACAAAUCCAACAUGCUGAUGAUUCUCACUCACCAAAGACUUCACCAAGCGGAUCAUCUGGGGUUAUCUCAGGAAGACCUUCAAUUGAUCUUUCUGGGAAUAUGUCUACCAGAUAUUUUUCACAAGCACAGCAGCAACCUCAAUCUCCAAAUUCCAACAUCUCUCGAACUUUGAAUAACCCUUACUUAUCUAAUAAUCCAUAUACUAAUCAAAGUUUUGGUUACCAACAAUUACAACUCCCGCAACAUCAGAUUCAGCCACAACAUCAAAUUGCACAUCUGAUGACACCAUUAAAUCAACAACAAGGGCAACUUGAUCAUCAACAACUUGAAAAUGCAAUGCAUCAAACUGGAGCUCAAGCCCGCUAUGGUGAAAGCCCCAAUAGUGGUACAAAUCAAUCACCUAUAUCUACCAAUAGCGAAACUGAAUCUACCAAACUGUCUAAUAAACGGCAAAAACGAUCACGGAAGAAGAAUUCGAAUUUCGCAAGAACCAAAAAUGCAUCUACUUAUUCACCUCCACUUAUCAUUGGAUCCAAUACUUCAACAGACCCCAGCUUGUUACCUGCACAGCAAAUUGCUAAACUGGAGGACGGAAGACCACUAUUAGGAGCAACGAAAAUUGAUCAAUUGAUGCUUGUGAUUCAAGCCAGAGACAAAGGAGUUACUAAUUCUAUUCAACAAGCACCUGAUGGAUCUAUUCUAACAAGUGUGGAUAAAUUGAAUUCCAUUUUGCCUGCCCCCAUGAGUCUUGUUGGUAGAGUUAUGAAAGCUCUGCUGAAGAAAGCCCAAACUGAUGAAAACGACCCUAAGAAGAAAAAGGAGAAGACUCAGAAAUGCCCCUACUGUCUUAAAAAUUUUACCCAUACAACUCACUUAGAAGUUCACAUUCGAUCUCAUAUUGGAUAUAAACCCUAUGAAUGCUCGUAUUGUCACAAGAAGUUUACACAAGGAGGUAAUUUAAGGACUCAUUUACGAUUGCAUACUGGAGAGAAACCAUUUAAGUGUGAUAUUUGUCAACGGUCAUUCUCAAGAAAGGGAAACUUGGAAGCUCACAAGUUAACCCAUGAACAUUUGAAACCUUAUGAGUGUAAAUUAGAUGGUUGUGAUAAAUUCUUCACUCAACUUGGUAAUCUCAAGUCACAUCAAAAUAAGUUUCAUUUGGAGACUCUCACUCGAUUAACCCAUAAGUUGGCUGAGUUGUCUGGGCCAGCAUUAGACAACUUGCCUCAGAGUGAAAAGGAUUUAUUGAUGUAUUUUAAAGGACUCUACAAGAAUUCUAAUAGAGGUAUUCGAGGCCGGGGCAAGAAAGUUACUGAUGAAAAUGGUAGUGGUAAUGGUACAAAUAAUAAUGGUAUGGGUAACAAUUUAUCACCUUCAUUUGUUAACCCUCAAAUGCCUUCCAGCGUUGGUAUUAAUCAAAGCCAAGGCCAAAAUCAAAAUCAGAAUCAAAAGCAAAGCCAAAGUCAACCAGUAAUGCAUUCUAUGCUUGCACCACUGCUGAAUAACGCCGUUGGAACAAAUUCAGUCGUUGGUGGUGGACAGCCACCGUUUCAACCUCGCAUAAUGCUUCCACAUAAGCAGCAGCAGCAGCAGCAACAACAACAACAACUGCAACAACAUCUACAACAACUGCAGCAACAAUCUGAGACCCAAACACAGUCUAAUCCUAGUCAACAACUGCCACUGAUGCUUGUGAUGAUGAACAAUAUGUUAGACAACACUGGUAUUUUUCAAAACUAA
Molecule: messenger RNA, 3168 nt
Organism: Lizanozyma spartinae
Lineage: Eukaryota; Fungi; Ascomycota; Pichiomycetes; Serinales; Debaryomycetaceae
Exons: 2
Coding region: 1-3168 (1055 amino acids)
Biological process (GO): regulation of transcription by RNA polymerase II
Cellular component (GO): nucleus
Molecular function (GO): DNA-binding transcription factor activity, RNA polymerase II-specific; RNA polymerase II cis-regulatory region sequence-specific DNA binding
Source: RefSeq, a predicted model, not a curated record